AUGGCGACUGUACUCUCACAACCGGCCGCGAGCCACCCAAAUGGCUUCAAGUCAAUAUCAGUAGAGACUGUCGAAGUUGCGGAUGUCGAUUCCAUCCCGGAGCUGGAGUUGGAGCAGCAAGAACCCAGGACUAUCGAUGAAUUGAUACGACUGCGAGCAAGGCAACCUGGUCACGAUGAGCCAAUUAUCUGCUACCCUGAUGAGGGGACAAACUACAUCGAAUACACGCCCAAGGAUCUCGACCGACUUGUCGAUCAGGCUGCCUGUGUCUAUGCCGAAGUUAUUCCGCAGCGAGUACACUCGGAUCAGCCUGUUCAAGUGGUCGGAAUGCUUGGAGACUCUGACUUGAGCUAUCUGAUCUCACUGCUUGCUAUAUCUCGACUUGGCCACACUGCACUGUUGCUUUCUACAAGGAUCACCGACGAGGCUUACGAGUCGCUUUUGUCGAGCACCAAGGCAACGGCACUGCUUUACCAAUCAUCAUUCUCCUCAGCUGCGUCAACAGUUGCUGCAACGAUCCCUGGCCUUCGGACAGCACAGAUUUCCGACAGCAAGGACUUGGGCAAAAGAACAGCAAGACUUGCUUCUGCAGCACUAAAUCCACUGCGAGAAACGAAGAAUGGAUCAUUCAUCAUCCACUCCAGCGGUUCAACGGGCUUGCCAAAACCAAUCUAUCAAACCCACAGAGCCUCUCUUUACACAUACUCCCAGCACUUCGGACUAGUGGGUCAUCUUACUCUACCUCUGUACCACAACCAUGGCAUCUGCUGCACAUUCAGAGCAAUUCAUUCGCGGAGGAAGAUCUACCUCUACAACGCCAAGCUACCUCUGGCCUCCCAGCAUCUGUUGAACACUCUGAAUGAACACCCGGAGAUCAAAAUCUUAUACGGCGUUCCAUACGCACUCAAGCUUCUAGCAGAGACUGAUGAGGGCAUAAACCUUUUGAGCCGGCUCGACAUUGUCAUGUUCGGUGGCUCAGCCUGCCCAAAGCCGAUCGGAGACAGCUUGGUCGAAAACGGCGUAAACCUGGUCGGUCACUAUGGCGCAACGGAGGUUGGUCAGCUUAUGACUUCUUUCCGGGACUUCAAGAGCGACAAGUUGUGGGAUUGGUUGCGAGUGCCAGACAGGCUUUUGCCUUUCCUCAGCAUGGAGCCACGAGGACCCAACUUGUUUGAAUUAUGUGUGAACGACGGUUGGGGAUCGAAGGUCGCAACUAAUCGCGACGAUGGCUCUUACGCUACAAAAGACCUUUUCGAGCCGCAUCCGACCAAGCCGAACACGUGGAGGUACUAUGCUCGCGUGGAUGACACGAUUGUGUUGGAAAAUGGAGAAAAAGCUAAUCCACUGCUUGUUGAAGGCGUGCUUCGACAAAACCGGAACGUCUCAGAAGCAGUCGUCUUUGGUGCCGGCAAGCCUCGUCUUGGAGCUUUUGUCAUUCCCAAGCCAGAAACUGAAAUGGACAGCAAAGCCAUCAUAGAUUCAGUCAUGCCGGCGAUUGAGCAAAUGAACAAGGAAAUUCCCGCAUAUUCGCAGCUGUCCAGGGACAUGAUCAAGACCUUGCCACCUGACACGGACUAUCGAAGAACAGACAAAGGUACUGUCAUUCGGGCGGCAUUCUACCGAGACUUCGGCAAACAGAUCGAUGCGAGCUAUGUCGAUGAAAAAGGAGGCUCCCUCCGGCUGUCGAAAGGCGAACUGACCACUUUCCUGCGCAACGAAUUUGCCAGUAGGCUUGCCGCCAAAGGCGACAUAGAUUUCGACGACAAUACGGACUUGUUCAGCCUGGGCGUUGACUCCUUGCAAGCCAUUCAAAUUCGAAGCGCGAUACUCAAGAACAUCGAUCUUGGUGGCAAGGAGCUGGGCCGCAACUUCGUGUUCGACUUCCCGACUCUCGACCUUAUGGCAAACGAGAUACUGCGACGUCAGACCAGCCAGCCUCAGAAGACGAAAGUGAGUGUGGAAGAUCGAAUGGCAGCUCUGGUCGAGAAGUACAGCGACUUUGAUCGACAUGAGCGCAUCGAUCGGGAAGUCGAUGGCGACUACGUUGUGGUGACUGGUGCAACGGGUUCUCUUGGUGCUCAUGUUGUGGCACGACUCGUAUCACAAGAGCACGUCCGAAAGAUUUACUGCCUUGUCCGCGCUCCGUCAGCCUCAUCGGCGAUUGCCAGAGUCGAAGAAUCGUUGCGAGCUCGUCGAGUUUACAACCAACUCAGCCUGGAAGCACUUCAAAAGAUUGUUGCGAUUCCCUCCGACUUCUCUAAGAGUUUGCUUGGACUUGACUGGAGAUUGUACGAUGAGAUCGCCCAGAACUUAACACAUGUGCUUCACCUCGCCUGGUCUGUCAACUUCAACAAAAAUCUCGAAAGUUUCGAGACAGAUUGCAUUGCAGGAGCCAGGAAUCUGAUAAACCUUUGCCUCAAAGCGAAACGCCCCCAACCAGCCUCGUUCAACUUCUGCUCAUCCGUCAGUGCUACUGUCCGGACACCAGGAGGCAUCGUUCCAGAAGCACUGCCCGAGUCUUUUGCAUAUGCACAAGGCAUGGGUUAUGCUCAAUCAAAACUCGUAACAGAGUACCUCUGCGAUCGGGCCUGCCGAAAACGAGGCAUCAACGCUCGUGUCCUUCGCGUCGGUCAAGUCAUUGGCGAUACUAUGAACGGCGUCUGGAACGCCACUGAGGCCAUCCCUAUGAUCUUCCAAACAGCAAAGACCGUUGGCGCUUUACCCAGACUCGACGAAAAGCCUUCGUGGCUUCCAGUCGAUGUCGUCGCUCAGACCUUCAUCGACAUCGGAUGUUCGAACACAGAGCAGCGCUUCUUCAACCUCGUGAAUCACAACUCCUUCCACUGGACCCAAGACCUGUUGCCCCUGCUCAAGCAAGCUGGUGUACAGUUCGAAGAAGUCGAGCAGAGGGAGUGGAUCAGGCGGCUGAGGGCUUCCAAUCCAGACCCGAUGGCGAAUCCUCCCAUUAAGCUGGUCGACUUCUUUGCGAGCAAGUACGAUACUGACGAGGCGCGGCCUUCGUUAAAUCACGAGACUACGGUUGCGAAGAAGGCAUCGGAAGCGUUGAAGCAUGUAAGUGUCAUUGACGCAGAGCUUGUUGGCAAGAUUGUGCGGUACUUGAGAGAGGUCGGGAGUUUGUGA
Molecule: messenger RNA, 3141 nt
Organism: Zasmidium cellare ATCC 36951
Lineage: Eukaryota; Fungi; Ascomycota; Dothideomycetes; Mycosphaerellales; Mycosphaerellaceae
Exons: 1
Coding region: 1-3141 (1046 amino acids)
Molecular function (GO): phosphopantetheine binding
Source: RefSeq, a predicted model, not a curated record